Molecule: messenger RNA, 788 nt
Organism: Anoplopoma fimbria (sablefish)
Lineage: Eukaryota; Metazoa; Chordata; Actinopteri; Perciformes; Anoplopomatidae
Gene: atp6v0e1
Product: ATPase H+ transporting V0 subunit e1
Exons: 4
Coding region: 137-382 (81 amino acids)
Biological process (GO): proton transmembrane transport
Cellular component (GO): proton-transporting V-type ATPase, V0 domain
Molecular function (GO): proton-transporting ATPase activity, rotational mechanism
Source: RefSeq, a predicted model, not a curated record
CAUUUCACUUCCUCCUUCUCUGGCUGACGGUCACGUGAUCUCCGUCGCACUGUGGAUCCUGUCUGCCAGCUGGACUGAAGUCGUCUAAAGUUUGUACUUCUGAGAUAUAGUCCUGCUUUCUUUUAACACCACCACCAUGGCGGACUUAAGUUUCGUGAUCUCCAUGUCCGUGGUGACUCUGUUUUGGGGCAUCGUUGGAGGAGUCGUGCCCUGGUUCAUCCCUAAAGGACCCAACAGAGGAGUGAUUGUCACAAUGCUGGUGUUGACUGCAGUUUGCUGCUACCUGUUCUGGUUGAUAGCAAUUCUGGCCCAGCUGAACCCACUUUUUGGACCCAGUCUGUCCACUGACACCAUCUGGUACCUGAACUAUCACUGGCAGUAAUUUACUCUGCCAGGACUCCUGACCAUGCAGCAGGGGAAGACCUGACACGGCUGCAUACCAAUAGAAGUUUUCUUCUCACUUCAUGCAGAGAUCAUUCCCUCUGAAUCGCCUUAAGCUCAGACUCCUGUCUGUGGACAGAGUGACGCCCACACUGGUGCCUUGUACAAAAAAUGUUUCCCCAAGUACUUCCUGAGAGAUCUCACUGAAUGUGCUUUACUUUAAAUUAAAACAACCUUCACUUGUUGAUUGGUUUAUAUGUUAUGUAUAUCCUGUUCAUUGCUAUUGUUAAGAUCAAUGACUGUGCCGGUUGAUGUGUGUUUGAUGUGAUCUUGUUUUGUCUCGUAAUAUUAAUGAUGGAUGAAAUGAAUUCAAUAGCUGUUAAUAAAAAAACAAAAACAAUAAUCCA